AUGAGAAACCCCAAUUUCGAGUCACUUCUCUCGCUGAGCGACGAGUCAACCGUGUUGCAUGCAGAAGCGGCGGAUCCAACAAAUAACGUCACGAAAGCUGAAGCCCGAAUAAUCACGAAGCGUAUCGCGCACGUUCUUCGCUUCGAAUUCGGCAUCGGCAAACAGGGCCCGGGUCAGGAUGCAGUCCUCUGCAUUUCGUCUAAUCAGGUUCUACUACCAGUCGUAUUCUACGCGAUCAUUGCCGCCGGCGGUGUAUAUGCUGCAGCGUCUACGGCCAUGACAACGUUUGAACUGACGCGACAGACCCGACAAUCGAAAGCCCGAUUGAUAUUGACGAGCGAAGAGAAUCAGGCAAAGGCAUUGGCGACUGCGCGAGAGUGUGGACUUGCAGAGGAUAGAGUCCUUGUGCUUGAGAGUAUGGCACACAAGCGCCUGCUGUCCGAUGCCGUUCAUCGCAGACGAAACUAUUUCGACCCCAGUGACCAAUUGAGCUGGGAUAUCAUCACAGACCGAAAAACGCUGGAAGAAAGACUUAUAUGUCUAUUGUACUCGAGUGGCACGACGGGACCCCCGAAGGGAGUGAUGCUUUCCCACAUGAAUCUCGUCGCUGAAGCUCUCCUGCCACAGUUGGUGCUGCGCGAAUCACGGCAGGGGAAACCGCAUUUAAACGCUCAAUAUCGUACUAUCGGCCAUCUUCCCACGGCUCAUAUUGCGGGCUGCCAGGGUUAUUUCGUCACGCCAGCUGUAGCCGGGGGAACGGUCUACUGGAUGCCGAAGUUCUACAUCGACGAAUUUAUCGACCACUGCAGAAGACACCAGGUCACGUUUUUGUCUACGGCUCCCCCUGUUUAUCUGGCGAUCGCAGAGAACCCGCGAGUGACUGAUCAUUUCAAAUCCCUUAUUCGCGCGGAGUCGGGAGCAGCACCGUUGAGCGCGGAUGUUCAGCAGCGAGCGGAGGGGAAACUGGGUUGUACCAUUAGCCAACGAUGGGGGUUGACCGAAUCGACUGGAAGUGUGACAACGAUGCCCUGGGGCCAAUCUGAUGAUACAGGCAGCAUCAGUCCGUUGCUGCCAAACACAAGGCUGCGCAUCGUAGAUGAUCACGCUCGGGACGUGGAGCAAGGAGCGGAGGGGGAGAUACUGGUCAAAGGGCCGAUGGUCACCCGGGGAUAUUUUGAAAAUCCUGGUGCAACUGCUGCGGCCUUUACUCCUGACGGCUGGUUCCGAACAGGAGAUAUCGGUGUGUGGAAGGACGGGAGAAUUUACAUGGUAGAUCGGAAGAAGGAGCUGAUCAAAUAUAAGGGGCUUCAGGUUUCUCCAGUUGAGGUGGAAGCACUGCUCUUGAGCCAUGAUUGUGUCGCAGAUGUUGCAGUGAUCGGAGUGAAGGAUCCAAUUGCACCAGGCAAUGAGCUUCCUCGAGCCUACGUUGUGAGGGAAAGGAAUACAAUCGUUUCCGAAAAGGAACUGAAAGACUUUGUGAAGCUCAAUCUUGCUCAUCACAAGCAACUCCGGGGAGGCGUAGUGUUUGUCAAAGAGAUUCCGAAAAGCUCGUCCGGCAAGAUUCUUCGACGAGAGUUGAGGGAGCGAGCCAACAAUUCUAUGCAGCCACGAGGAAAGCUUUGA
Aspergillus melleus is the source of this 1623-nucleotide messenger RNA. RefSeq names its product acyl--CoA ligase. Gene Ontology annotation, biological process: secondary metabolic process. The record is from RefSeq and is a predicted model, not a curated record. NCBI's taxonomy places the organism in Eukaryota, Fungi, Ascomycota, Eurotiomycetes, Eurotiales, Aspergillaceae. The transcript has 3 exons. Bases 1 to 1623 code for a protein of 540 amino acids. Gene Ontology annotation, molecular function: CoA-ligase activity.